AUGUCUAGUCUACGUCGAUGCAGUUCGUGUGCCGACGGUAACUGGCUAGAGGCCAUAGCCUUCAACCAUUCAUCAAUCUCCGAAUCACGACGCAAGCUAACAUACGACUCCGGUCCUCGGCAGCGAUUCUGGAAAUCUCUGUGGAAGUUGCCUCUUUCAAAGAGUGCGAGUCUAGGCCAUUUGUCAAUGUUAUCGGCAGAAUGGAAACGAAACAGCGGAACGGAUGCGGACUCUUCUGCCGAGAACCCCGUUGAUGAACGAUCCGAAGACUGCGACAGUUUUCGAGCGUCCGUCGUUACUAGAGAGACUCUUAUUCAACAAGCUAAGCAUCUUCUGAAGGAAGCCAAGACUUGUGAAGUUGUAUUCGUGAUGCGAGCGUGCGCGAGCUACGAUGGGUCACGAGACGAAGACUGCCUUGUCAGAGGACAGACGCUCUCUAUUUCAGUUAACGAUUUUCUGCAGAUAAAAAAGAAGCUAAACGAUGAUUGGUGGAUUGGUAGAGUUGUGAAGGAAGGAGGUAACGACGGAUUGAUUCCCAGUCCAAAGAAAUUGGAAAAAAAGUAUCUCCAGCAGAUACAUGGCCUGACGAGAAACAGAAAGAAGGGUAUGACAGGAAGUUUGUCUAGAGAGGGUCUUCUAUUAGACCCCACAUCCGAAAGACACACAAGACGACUCCCGGAAGAACGGACAGCAAGCGAUGGACACGAAAGCCCUGAAUUGUCUAAAGGUUACAACAACUCACUACCAGUACAGCAACCUGCUGUCAAUCAAAGAAGACGAAUGACGGUAACUCAACUUUUUAAAAAGUCUGAACCCGAACCCGUAAGAGCAUAUGACAUAGUACCUCAUAUGAGACCCAUACUGUUCGUGGGUCCAUCACUAAAAGGAUUUGACGUGACCGACCUAAUGCAAGAAGCUGUCAUCGAAUGUCUGAAAAUCCAUUUCAAAGACAGGGGCAGGUUGAGAACCUUACCAGUAUUCAGUAGACAUGCAGCAGCGUACAAACCCGGCCAGAAUUCCAAAAUCUCUUCUCAAGGAGUUCUCGCUGAAAUCCGUAGCUGUGUCCGUGAAGUGUACGAUCAAGCCAAGACUAUGAAUCUUCUUCUGCUUGAGACGAACGUUUCGUAUCCUACCGACUUUAUAAAAGCUGGUUUGGCACCGUUAGUAAUUUGCAUCCGCAUCAACUCUGUGAGGGUACUAAAGAGAUUGAUUUUAUCUCGUGGAAAGACUCAGGAAAAGAGGCUAGGAGAUCAACUAGCGAGCGCAGAAAAACUAGCGCAAAUGAAUCCGGCAACGUUUGAUCUGAUAAUAGACGAGAAUCAGCUUGAAGAGGCAUGUGACAAACUAAUCGCCUUUCUAGAGUUACAGUGGCGCGCUACCCGACCUAAUCCUUCAGUUACGCCAACCACAAAAAAGCUGAAAACAGGUUUACCACAUCAUCGCUUUCACUACAAAAGACGGGGUCAGCAUACAGAUAGUUACUACUCUACGAAAGGGGUUUCUUCGCCAGUCGCCAGGACCCUUGGAGUCUCUUCUCGUGAAUCCGAAGAAGAGUCAGGCGCAAGUCAACUCUCAUUCUCUGAUUCUACAUAAAGUUACGCAAAUUUUUUAAUCAA
Messenger RNA from Corticium candelabrum, 1616 nucleotides. RefSeq names its product voltage-dependent L-type calcium channel subunit beta-3-like. The transcript is spliced from 16 exons. Gene Ontology annotation, molecular function: voltage-gated calcium channel activity; protein binding. The record is from RefSeq and is a predicted model, not a curated record. Gene Ontology annotation, biological process: calcium ion transmembrane transport. NCBI's taxonomy places the organism in Eukaryota, Metazoa, Porifera, Homoscleromorpha, Homosclerophorida, Plakinidae. The coding region runs from base 1 to 1593 and encodes 530 amino acids. Gene Ontology annotation, cellular component: voltage-gated calcium channel complex.